This is a messenger RNA of Prorocentrum cordatum, 2070 nucleotides long. NCBI's taxonomy places the organism in Eukaryota, Dinophyceae, Prorocentrales, Prorocentraceae. The record is from the annotation of a GenBank genome assembly.
AUGAGUGCCUCUCCGCAGUGGGUGCGCAUCGACCCGGCCGAUGUCGCAGGCGCUCCGCUCGGUGUCGAGGGAUGCUACCGCGCACCAGGCGCCGCCACGGCCUCGAGCGCGAGCGCCGGCAGCGGGGGCGCCGGCAGCGCCAGCAGCAGCGGCACCAGCCGCUGCGACUCUGGCGGCGCUGCGAGUCCGAGUGCCCCGCUGCCGCGCGAGUGGUGCGAGACCCUCGCCGCCUGCGCAGCUGCUCCGCGCGCACCGCGAGCCGCCUCGGCCACGCGCUGCGAGGCCCUGGUCGCCGAUGGCGCCUCUCCUCGCGCGCCGCGAGCCGCCUCGGCCACGAGGCCCAGCGGUCCUGCUGCUGGCGCGGCCCCCUGCCGCGCACCAGCCAGCCCCUGCAGCUCGAGCGAGUGCGAGACGGAGGACGGGCCCGACGAGGUCUGGGACCUCAUCAUCAAGCCGCCCCGAAUGCGGUACUCCAAUCUUGAGCUCGUCGGGAGGUACCCGGAAUCAUUCAAGGUUGGCCGCUGGCCAGUGCGGAGGACCGACUUCCAGCUGGUUAAUGACAGGAGCAUGACUCUGGAGUGCACCAUCUUUCAGCCGCGGGCGGGUCUGGACUCGAGCGUCCAGUCUCCUCCAGGGCAGGAGCGCGCAUGCGUGGUGUUCUGCCACGGCCAUGGCAGCAACCGUCUGAACGGCUUCCAGCUGGUACCCAUUCUCCUGCCGCUCAACAUCUCCCUCGUCUGCUUCGACUUCGCGGGAUCCGGCAUGAGCGGUGGCGAGUUCACGUCGUUGGGCUACUACGAGCGCGACGACCUCAGGUGCGUCAUCCAGCACCUGCGAGAGCAGAGAGGCUUCACUCGCAUCGGCGUCUGGGGCGUCUCCAUGGGCGCCUCCACUGCGCUCAUGCACGCGGCGCGCGACCCCAUGAUCGCCGGCGUGGUCGCGGACAGCCCCUUCAGCGACCUUGGGACGCUCAUCCGGGAGCUCUGUGCAAAGUGGGUGCCACUGCCGUGGGCGCUGCUCUGCGGCGUGCUCUGCGUCGUCCGCGGGAGGGUCCAGAAGAAGGCGCGCUUCGACAUCUACGACGUGGCCCCGCACGAGCACAUGGCCAGCUGCCACGUGCCGGUCUACUUCCUGCACGGGGACAAGGACGACUUCAUCUCGCCGAAGCACUCGGAGGAGCUGCGGCGCUGCUGCGGCGGCGACGCAGACCUGCUGAAAGUGCACGAGGGCACGCACACCUCCCCGCGCCCCUUGUCGACGAUGGCCCGCGCGGCCCUCUUUCUGGUGCGGGCCAUGCGAUGGGAAGACCAGCUGCCCGAUGGCGUCACGGACAAGGACGUGGUGACCCUCGCAAACAGGGCCGGGGCCCCGCUGCAGGCGCCGCGGAGGGGCCAGAACGCCCGCGGAGACCGCAGCAUCCAAGCCCUGCUGGAGUCCGCGGCGCCCGCGAACGUCAGCCUGGGCAUCGUCAAGGUGGCGUGCCGGCUCGCCGCGCUGUAUGCAGGCGCGGAGGUCGUCUCGUGCACCCCGGGGCUCACCGCCGCUGCCGAGCCGCUGCGCGCGCGCUUGCCCGCGUCCGUGUCGGGCACCCUGCGCCUCCGGUCCGAGCACACCGAGUUCGCCCUCUGCUGGGUGGAGGGUGGCUUGCCGCGGCCAGGGCACGGCGGCGAGGCCCGCGUGCGGGUGUGGUUCGCCCUGGCCUCCACCGCGGCGCUGAGCCUCACCUCGGUGCUGCUGCGCUUCGGCAGCGCGUCGCCCGCGGGCAGCGUGCCUCUGGCGGGCUUCGCCUGCGAGGCCAUCGACACGGCCGACCAGACGCUGACCCGCGCCCUCCAGGCGGGCCAGCGGUCCUCGCUCUCGCUCACACUGGGCAGCGACGGCUCGGCCGAGGUGGAGGCGGGAGGCGCCCGUGCGACCAACGCCGCCUGGAGAGCCUCCGCCGCCGCGGUCGAGGCGGGUGCCGCCGAGGACGCCUGCGUCUGGGCCUUGCAGUGGAGGCGUGCAGGAGAGGCCAACGGCGCCCGCGUGCAGCUGCGGGCGGCGACGAUUGCGCCGGCGUUAGGCUGCUAA